Messenger RNA from Coprinopsis cinerea okayama7#130, 1082 nucleotides. RefSeq lists its product as hypothetical. The record is from RefSeq and is a predicted model, not a curated record. NCBI's taxonomy places the organism in Eukaryota, Fungi, Basidiomycota, Agaricomycetes, Agaricales, Psathyrellaceae. The coding region runs from base 300 to 1082 and encodes 260 amino acids. The transcript has a single exon.
GGACUCUACAACACUGUCAGAAAUUCCAUUUCGACAGGCGGACUUCGCCUCAAGUCGGGGCGAGUACACACUCCAAGACCCUACUUCUGAAUUCGAAAUGAAUGCCAUUAUUCGGAAGCAUUCAUUAUUCGGAAAGAUGGGACAAUACGCUCAUGAUUCUUCGGCUCUGGGACACACCAACGUGACAAGGAUCCAGCAAGCCAUCUAUCUAGCGACCGCCUUGUAACAAGGACCGAAGUCGGGUAGGGGGCAGCGUAUUUGAGCUUCCCCAGGCCAGUCUCCACUCCACUGGUUCAACGAUGACUACACUCACACCAGGACCGUUCAUCUGGGCAGCAGAGCUCAUCACGUUGCUGGGCAUAGCUGCCCGCCCUUCGAAGUACAGAAGGCUUCUCUUCCUCCUGGUGGCGCCGCUCUGCAUCUAUCCCAUGUUUCUCCCGAAAGCAGCAACCAGCCACGACAACUACGCGCGCACGGGGAGGCUGAUCUCUCUCCUCCUCGUCUCCUCCGACUUUCUUGUCCUCACCGACGUCCAGAACGAGUUGAGGCUCCGGAACGACAAAGCCUCGCCCCAUAUCUCUCAACGCUCAUGGUGGAGUCGGCUGAAGUGGGCGUUCCAAUUGCGCACUUCGAUGCGGGGUGUUGGGUGGUCUUUUGAGCCUUCUCCAGAACACCUCGGACCCCGUCCUCCCGUCCGAACGAGAUGGGAGUUCAUCAUCUACCAGUUGAUUUGGACAGCGUUUAACUCUUUAGCGUUGGACUUGUGCGUGGCCACCGCCAAAACCAUCCCUUAUUUCGACGGGACGGGUAGGGAAACGCUUGCGACGGCGCCGUGGCCUGAUAAAUUGCUCUGCUGGCUCUAUAUCGCCAUCAGCUACCAUGGAUUGCUCGUCCCAUUCCGGAUUUUGACUAUCCUCUCCGUCGGGCUUGGGCUUAGCCAGCCUCACGAAUGGCCAGAGUUGUUUGGAAACCCGUUGGAUGCUUAUACAGUUCGUCGAGCAUGGGGUCGAGUCUGGCAGCAGUCUAUCAGAAGGGUGUGUACUAUACCACCAUCCUCGAUCAUGUGUGUGCCGCUUGACUAA